Messenger RNA from Tigriopus californicus, 2077 nucleotides. Its product is annotated as pseudouridine-5'-phosphatase-like. Gene Ontology annotation, molecular function: phosphatase activity. The coding region runs from base 587 to 1957 and encodes 456 amino acids. The transcript has a single exon. NCBI's taxonomy places the organism in Eukaryota, Metazoa, Arthropoda, Copepoda, Harpacticoida, Harpacticidae. The record is from RefSeq and is a predicted model, not a curated record.
UGAGUGAUUACCAGGAACCUAAAAAAGCACACUUUGAAGGUAAAACCAACAUCUUCUAAAGUGCGAAACAGAAUCAAUAUUUCUGAACCCUGGAAUUCUUAAGUAAAACAUCUUGUACUGACAGCCAUUGAAAGCCUGAGGAUCGCGUCGAACUAGUCGCCAUUUUUUUUUGCCAAUCUUGCGCUUUGCGCCCAUUUUUUGGCGCUUUAUUCCUUCACCCCUCUGGAAGCACUGCACCGGGUCCAUAGUUCGUCCACAAUUCGUUCGAUCGAGGAUGUGUCCUCCUGUCUUCAGUCUGUGUGAGCCAGUCAUUGAACUCAAGUGAUCUCGGAACCUCGAGGUCAUUUCCAACAGCUGUUCCAUCCAUCUAUCCACCCAUCCAUCCAUCCGUCAUGUGUUUCGGUUUGAAACAGUCCCUGAACGCAUGCACGACGAACUUGGAUGACUCCUGGACCUUGUCGAAUAUCCUCUACCUCUAGAUCUAUCUUCCUCCUCAUUCUCAUCCUUGAACACACCCGUUCGUUCUCUCCUUGACUUCAUCCUGGGAUUCUUGCGGGUCUUGCCUCAUUUAGGAGCAUUGGGCACAAUGGCGGCUUCCUCUCCCCGGGCACGGGCCUUCAAGCCCGUGAGCCAUGUCAUUGUCGAUGUGGAUGGUCUGCUCUUAGACACGGAGAGCAUGUAUGCUCAGGCAGCCUCCGAGAUCCUCACCGAGUUCAAGCACACGCACAGCCUCGAUCUACGAGCCCAAACCAUGGGAUUGAGUGCCGUGGCCGCCGCAGAAGUCUUCAUCCAAGCCUUUGAUUUGCCAUUGAGUCCGCUCGAUUGGCUGGCACGCGAAGAGUCACGGCUCUCUGAGAAUUGGCCCUCGGUCCCGUGGCUUCCCGGAGCGCUGAAGCUCGUCCAUCAUUUGUUCAAGUGCGGCGUGCCCGUGGCUGCCGUGUCUUGUCGCGAUGCCCAGAGUUUGGCGCUCAAGACUCGCGAUCAUUCACGCAUGUUUGAAAUGUUCUCCCACGUGGUCACGAGCGAUGAGGCCCAAGGGACGGACCUGUUUAGUCUGUGCUUGUCUCGCUUUGAGCCGCGGGUUCCGACCCAAGACCAGUGUCUGGUUAUCGAGGACAGUCCCGUGGGGGUUCGAGCUGCGGUUCAGGCGGGCAUGCCAUGUGUCAUGAUUCCUGAUGCGGAGUUCAAGGACGGUAUAGCACCCGCCGAGGCGUCGUUGGUGCUGGACAAUGCGCACCUGUUCCAGCCCGAAAUGUUCGGCUUACCUUCCUUCGAUUAUAAGCCCGUAACGCACGUGAUUUUUGACAUGGACGGCUUGUUGCUGGAUACCAAUGUGUACUAUAAUGAGGUGACGGCGCAGAUUUUGGGCGAGCACGGUCAAGCCUCGGACGAAACGUUCAAGAUGGAAUCGAUAGGAAUGCGACAGAAAGAUUUGGUCCCGAAGAUGUUAGAAUUCUAUAACUUGCCCUACACCGAGGAGGCGUUCAUAUCGAAAUACAUCAAGCUUUUACGAGACAAGUUGCCGCAAUGCCAAGUCAAGUCCGGCGUGUGGGAAUUGGUCUCCCAUCUGGAGAAACACAAGAUACCCAUGGCCGUGGCCACGAGUUCGAGUGGGGGAAAUUUCAAGAAAAAGGUCCAAAACCAUGGCGACCUGUUCAGUCGAUUUCAUCACGUGGUCAACGGAACGGAUCCGGACUUGGAUGAGGGCAAACCCGCGCCGGACAUCUUCUUGCUGUGCGCCGAUCGGUUUGAAGAGAAUAAACCCGACGAUUACAGCAGUUGCUUGGUGUUCGAGGAUUCGCCCAAUGGGGCUGAUGCGGCGCAAGCGGCGGGUAUGCAGUGCGUGUUAGUCCCCGAAUGGAACGAGGUCACGGCGGAAAUGACCAAGAGCGCCACGCAAGUCUUGGGCUCCCUCGAUAAUUUCAGACCAGAAGACUUUGGUCUACACCCUUUUUGAUAACGGUGCUUCAUUACUCGCAUAAUAAUGACAUCAAGAUGAAUCCGUGCUAGAAAUGAAAUACAGAAAUGCAUCUUGCCUGCCCACGAGGCCCAUGCUUGGCAGGCAUUAACCUUGAAA